Molecule: messenger RNA, 2223 nt
Organism: Amyelois transitella
Lineage: Eukaryota; Metazoa; Arthropoda; Insecta; Lepidoptera; Pyralidae
Gene: rtet
Product: major facilitator superfamily domain-containing protein 10
Exons: 8
Coding region: 313-1752 (479 amino acids)
Biological process (GO): transmembrane transport
Cellular component (GO): brush border membrane
Molecular function (GO): transmembrane transporter activity
Source: RefSeq, a predicted model, not a curated record
CUUUGUUUCCGGUGGUUGUGCUUGUUGUCAAAUUUGUUCCAUUAUUUAAGAUGUCUUUUUAAUAAAAUUCUCAAUUUCGUUGUUAUAAAUGAAAUAUCAGUUGAAUAUUUCAUGCAAUUAGAGAAGACUUCUGAAUAAUUACGUUUUAGUAUGAAAUGGAACGUUAAAUGAAGUCGUUUUAAAUAAAAGUGAAAGUUUAAUGAAGAUUAUCCAUUUCUGUGCUAAAAGUAUUCCUAUUUGUUUUCUCAGAAUAAAUGGAUCUUAUAUACAAUAUUGCCUACUUUUUUUACAAUCCCGGCCACAAAUAAAAAAAUGGAGCACCGAAAGGGCAACGGAGAUUUAAUUCAGAGGAAAAAUGCUCAUGAUGUACAAAGCAACGAAGAGCAUCCUAAAAAACUUUUGGCUGAAACAUGUUCCAAGUCCUCACAGAAUUCCAAAGUUAUUGGGUUAAUUUUUCUAUCAUUACUUUUGGAUCUGUUAGCAUUCACAAUGAUUCUGCCCCUUCUGCCUACUCUCCUUGAUUAUUACAACCGUGAGGAAGGAAAAGGAAAUAAUUUGUAUGCUUCAUUACUUGCUGCAGUCCAGAGGUUUCAACAAUUUACAGGAGCACCAGAUUGUUUUGCAUCUGUCCUUUUUGGAGGAGCCCUAGGAUCUAUGUAUAGUUUUUUGCAAUUUUUAACCAGCCCAAUUGUUGGUAGUCUUUCUGAUGCAUAUGGGAGGAAACCUAUGCUAUUAAUAUGUUUGAUUGGGAUAGCACUGUCCCAUGCAUUAUGGGGAUGCGCGAGUACAUUCAGCGUAUUUGUGUUGGCGCGAUUCGUAGGUGGCCUCAGCAAGGCUAACGUUAGCCUCAGCAUGGCGGUUGUCACUGACGCCUCUAACGAGAAGACCAGGGCUAAAGGAAUGGCUUUAAUCGGUUUAGCAUUCUCAGUGGGAUUCAUAGUUGGCCCGUUAGCCGGCGCUUGGUUCGCCGCGUCCAAUCGCGCGUCGGGCUCGUGGGGCGAGCGACCGGCUUUCUACGCCCUGUGCCUAUCUCUUGCCAAUGUCUUCCUGGUUGCCUUCUGCGUGCCGGAGACGCUUACUAAGGAUAAAAGAGCGCCACUUUCAUUUACCCUAUCGAAAUCUGUGGACUUCGUAUCUCCAUGGCAUUUAUUGAAAUUCAAUGCUGUGAAGGAUCUAUCGCAGCAUCAGAACAAAGUACUUACAAAAUUAGGACUGAUCUACUUCCUGUACCUGUUCAUAUACUCGGGUCUAGAAUUUACUCUUACAUUCCUUACACAUCAUACCUUCCAGUAUUCAGCAAUGCAACAAGGGAAAAUGUUUCUAGUGAUGGGCGUUAUAAUGGCGGUGCUGCAAGGCGGCGCGGCGCGGCGUUUGAACGCGGCGAGCGCGCAGAGAGCGGCGCGCGCGGCGCUCGCCUUGACGCCGACUUCGUUCGCGUGCGUAGCGUUCGCCGCGAUGACGAAUUCUCCGAUACUCUCGCCGAUCGUUUGGCUCUGGUUGGGUCUCGUGUUGUUUGCGUUGUCAACCGCUUUCGCUGUGUCAUGCAUGACGUCAAUGGCGGCGGGGCAGGCGCCGAGCCAGGCUCGCGGCGCCGUGCUCGGCGUGCUGCGCUCUCUCGGAGCCCUGGCCAGAGCUGCGGGGCCUUUGGUGGCUUCCUCUGUAUAUUGGUGUUCAGGGGCUGCGGUCACCUACAUGGUCGGAUCCGUUAUUCUAAUCAUUCCAGCUGUGAUGAUAUACAAAUUGAAGAUGUGAAUGCAGCCUUUACACUGCCCAUACUUAACUGCCGUCUUUUCACGAACUAAGUAGCUAUGCGCAUUUAGAGAUGUGAGGUUACUUGUUUUAAUAAUGACCGUACAGAUUUUCUAAUAAUAAUUCCAGAAUAAUUACACUUUCAUGUUAUGUUGGUGAAUGUUACAUGGAUAAAAACGUUGCUAUUCGUGUUUGUCCAACCCCUAUCCCAUUAUUUAGGGUCUCCUCACUUAUUUGCGGCAGGUUGAUCUGUCCUGGAUGUGUUACGUAGCCGCUUAGUUCGUGUAAAACCAUUUCAAAAGCAAUAAGUAGGUAUAAAAACAUUGUGUAAUAUUAAGCUAUUUAUUUCCAUUUUUUAUUUAUUACUCUUAUACAUUAUACAAGUGUAUGAACAAGUUAGUAAUAUUUAACUUAUUCUUUAUAAUACAAAUACACUGUUUUCAAAGUUUUAUCUCGAAUAAAGACAGUAUUAAA